Messenger RNA from Suillus subaureus, 330 nucleotides. RefSeq lists its product as uncharacterized. The annotation marks the transcript as partial. The transcript has a single exon. NCBI's taxonomy places the organism in Eukaryota, Fungi, Basidiomycota, Agaricomycetes, Boletales, Suillaceae. The record is from RefSeq and is a predicted model, not a curated record.
AAAAUAUGGCAGCAAAACUUAAGAAAAUCAUCCAGCACCUGGGAACACAUGCUCCAGAACCUCAACCCAAACACCUAUGAUCUAGCAUGCAUACAGGAACCAUUCCUCAACCCGGUAGGCUUAGCUAAUGCAUCCAACCUCAGACAACUCUGGGAUGUAAUAUACCCCUCCAAUCACCACACCAACCUGGAACGAUCUCAAUCCAUCCUCCUCGUCAACAAGAAACUAUCCAAAAAUAACUGGCACAUAAUCCCGCUCAACUCACCCAACAUUACAGCGAUUGAGCUCCACAGAGACUUCGGUAAGGUAUGUAUCUAUAAUAUCUACAAU